Conger conger (European conger) is the source of this 2470-nucleotide messenger RNA. RefSeq names its product melanocortin 2 receptor accessory protein 2a (gene mrap2a). Bases 235 to 882 code for a protein of 215 amino acids. Gene Ontology annotation, cellular component: plasma membrane; endoplasmic reticulum. The transcript is spliced from 4 exons. Lineage: Eukaryota; Metazoa; Chordata; Actinopteri; Anguilliformes; Congridae. Gene Ontology annotation, molecular function: corticotropin hormone receptor binding; type 5 melanocortin receptor binding; type 3 melanocortin receptor binding. Gene Ontology annotation, biological process: regulation of adenylate cyclase-activating G protein-coupled receptor signaling pathway; protein localization to plasma membrane. The record is from RefSeq and is a predicted model, not a curated record.
AUGAGCUCUACGGGAUGAUGGUAACGGACCCAUAAGUAGAGAGCAUUGUGCCAAUUGCGGAAAGACAUAAAGAAAGCGAACGAGAGAGGACUUCGUCUUCAAUCUAUGACUGGUGUUGUUUCCUCCUCUCCGAUUUUUUCACAAUCUGUCAUUGAUAACAUUUUGGAUUUAACUAUGUUGACGCUUCUGAAGAAUCGGAUGCGCUUAACUUGAAUACUAAACAGCCAUUCGGAGAUGUCCGAGUUCCACAAUCCCAAUAAAACUCGCCCCAGUGCUCGUGGUCCUGCCUACAUUUGGGAAUAUGAGUACUAUGACGAUGAUGAACCGGUGUCUUUCGAAGGACUCAAAGCGCACAGAUAUUCCAUCGUGAUUGGGUUCUGGGUUGGCCUGGCUGUAUUCGUCAUCUUCAUGUUCUUUGUUCUGACUCUGCUAACAAAGACUGGAGCUCCGCAUCAAGAGAACCCCGAGCAGUGCGAGAAGAGAACUCGUUUGGCCAGCUGCGUAGUGGACAUCAGUCACUGCCAGGACACAGGAAACAAGGUGUGCUCUCGCCCCCUGCUGGACGAGUCCCGCUCCCUUUUCCACUGUUACAUUAAUGAGGAAGAGCAGGGUGGGGGUGGUGGUAUGGGCAGGGACAGGGGUAGGGACAGGGGCUUGGGUGGAGGUCGGGCUGGACAGGCCCGUAGCCUUGACCUCCAGGGUGCACUGGCAAGCCAACGGACUGACAGGGAGGCCAACUUCCUGGCCAACUUCAACAUCCCCAACUUUGUGAACUCGGAACACAGCUCCACACUGGGAGAUGACGACCUGCUGCUCUGUGAACCCCCGAUAAUCCUGGACAGCAUGUCCUGCCCCAAAAGUGUCCAUCACAUCAUCAACUGAACUUCUCACACUGGGGUACAUUUGGGUGUGGCCUUUAUCCGGGGACGCUAGUGUGCAAUCGGCAAUGCUAACGAACGCUUGUACUCACCAGUUUUCCUCACGUACAGUUUUGAACCAGCAUGUUUUUUAACCUCCUAAGACCUGGCGUACACAUGCGUGGACUCCACAUUUUGGGCUGUACAACCAUAAUACUUAAUUCUUAAGACCGAGAGUCCACAUAUGUGGACAUCAUCAUGUCAAAAGAUGAUGCUUAGUUUUUAUACUUAUCAGGUCCCAAUAAGCCCAAAUAGCAAAGAGAAAUUAAAAAUGCAUACCAAAAAAGAGUGCGGGUCUUAGGAGGUUAAAGUACAGAAACAGUACAGUUCAGUUCAGUGACACCACUGUGUGAUUAAUUAUUUACUUGUAAAUAGAAAAGGCUUCAUAGCUGUCAGCCACAGACCUGUCAGUGCUGUGGGAAAGACCAACAGUGGAUAUUAGAUUUCCUGAAUCAUCAGAAGACAUUAAAAUCUGAUUCUUGUCACUUAAACUGUAAAAAGGACAUAAAUAAUACAGGGCAUGUGCAAUAAGUAUAUGUUCAGAUGUUGUGGACCAUACAGGUCCAGAAUUUUUGGUACCCUUGGCCUUGAUAAAGCAUAAAAAUAGGCUGUAUUAAAACACAAAAUAAAUAGAGAAUUGAAGAACAUCAGUGUCGGUCUGAGACAUACAGAAGUGCGACAUCACCAAGAAGGCACAGUGGCCUACUCAUAACCAAUAAAGGUAAUGUUAAACUACAAAGCCAGCAUUUUGUACUGUAACAAAGGUAAAUACCACAAGACAGAUAACCUAUCUUAGCAAAUAGCUACUCCAUUGCAUUAGCCCAAGAGCAAAUCUGAAGAAAGAAAAGAGGUCUGGUUGGUCCAUAGUGCCUGAUGAUGUUUUGAAGAUAUGGUCCCUUCAGCUAUAGGACCCUAUAUUGGACAAUAGGUUGGCACCAAGGUUUUCAUUUGAUGCAAGCUGAUAUAGGUAGCCAGCAGAGGCUGAUUGCAGAACUGCAAUUUUGUGGACAUAUUGAUUGGUUGAUUUUGCGAUACACUUUGGAUCAGUGCAGAAAGGUCUUCCUUUUCUAUUCUGACACCCAUCAUUGAGGGAAAGCAAAUUGAUACUUGUUAAAAACAACUGAAACAAACUUUCUUCCACUCAUAUAGCUCAUUAUCUGUUUUUAUUUUUUAUUUUAUACAGCCUUUUUGGUUAUCUAUAUCAAGGGAGCCAGGACUCUACACAUGUACUAUGUGUUACUAUGUGUAACUGUGUAAAUUAAUGUUCGUAAUUGCUGACACUGUGAAUGUUGUAAAUGUUGUAAUUGUCAAUCAUGGUAUGCAAAGGUACAUACAGUACUGCCAUUUAAUGCAUUUACCGUUUUCUUCUAUGAAAGUUAUUUUUCUCAAGUAUAAACAUGCUGAAAUUUCAUAUAUAGAAAUUAAACAGAAAAUGUAUUCUGUAUGUACGAUUAUUGAAUUUUACCAUUGUAUUUGUAUUGUAUUUCAUUUUCAAUGCAACCAAAGUAUCUGUCCCCAGUAUUUAUUUUAUCAUUAAAAUUGCAUUAAAAACA